AUGGCUGUAGCACAUCCGCUCACAGCGCUUGCGCCGUCCAUCCGACUGCUCGGUGUAGCGGUGGCCGGACCCGCCGCGGCUUCGACUCGGCUCGCAUUUGCAACAUCCGCCUCGUCGUGCGGCUUGCGGGCCUUGCACAGCUCGAGCAAGAGGCGCCAGUCCAAGGGCAAGUCCAGCUCAGAAGAUCUCAAGGCAUCCAAGGCGGCCUUCACGCAGCGACAGAUCCUGAACGAGCUGCGUGCCAGUUCGUCGUCGUCGUCGUCAUCGUCGUCUGCGCUGCAGUCCAAGCCUCGAGUGCGCGUCAAUGCCACGGCCGAGGCGGCGCUCGAUGCGGCAUCUGGGUCGCGUGGUGGCGGAAUCCCGCUCGGCAUGGCAGGACUCUCAGUGGGAGGAGGGGGAUUCGGCUCGGAGCCUACGCUGAUCGAUCGAGCCACUGGCCAGGGCAAGCCGUGGUCGCAGCUCAAGACGGGCCAGAAGGUAGCGCGUGCGACGGUGCAGUCGUCGCGCACCAUGCUCAUUAUCGGCGGAGGCGCACUCACGUUUGUGCUUGUAUACGCGCUCACCAGCGAGCUCUUCGCCAAGAACAGUCCGACGGUCAUCUACGCCGACGCGUGCAAGCGUGUGCAGACGAGCGCCGAGAUCGCGAGCCAUCUGCUCACGCCGUACCGCUUCCGCACCUCGCCCAGCGCCACGGGCAGCAGCGACUUUUCGCCGCUCAACCCGCCGUCGGUCAAGGACAGGAGGAGGUCGCGCUCGGUGCCCAGCGUGAGCUUCACCGACGAACGCACGCGCGAGGAAAAGAUGCUGCUGCGCUUCUGGAUCAGUGCGCGCGACAAGACCGAGGAAUGGUCGUGGUGGGACUCGGCGCGCUACGAGGUGGUCGAGGCCGGCAAGUGGGUCGGCCGCAAGGUUACCGAGGGCGGCGAGUGGGUGGGCGAGCAGCUUGGGCUUGAGCUCGGAGCGGACCAAGACGAGCCCCACCACUCGGACCCUUCCAGCGCGACUGCUUCAGCCACGGCGAAGACCAGCGCAGAGGCAUCGGACAAUGUCUUGUCUCGUACGUGGAAUUCGGCCUUGGGCGGACUCGGCAAUGUGAUGCGGAGCUCCACCGAGGCGAUCACGUCGACGCUCGUCUCGCCUUCGUCGGCCACGACCCGUCGCCAUGCUGAACCGGGUACAUGGUCGUCUGGCGAGGUGCACGCCGAGCUGGUCAAGGACGCCGACGGCACGUUGCAGUACCGGGCGCUCUUUGUCGAUAUCCCCAGCUCGGCGGCGGUUACGCGUCAGCGUGUGUGGAUCGUACGCAAGCUCGGCGAGGUUCAGCGAUAA
Messenger RNA from Moesziomyces antarcticus, 1329 nucleotides. Its product is annotated as Tim21-like mitochondrial-like. Lineage: Eukaryota; Fungi; Basidiomycota; Ustilaginomycetes; Ustilaginales; Ustilaginaceae. The transcript has a single exon. Gene Ontology annotation, biological process: protein import into mitochondrial matrix. Gene Ontology annotation, cellular component: TIM23 mitochondrial import inner membrane translocase complex. Bases 1 to 1329 code for a protein of 442 amino acids. The record is from RefSeq and is a predicted model, not a curated record.